Sugiyamaella lignohabitans is the source of this 1347-nucleotide messenger RNA. It is a transcript of the gene MAP2, whose product is annotated as Map2p. The record is from RefSeq and is a predicted model, not a curated record. Lineage: Eukaryota; Fungi; Ascomycota; Dipodascomycetes; Dipodascales; Trichomonascaceae. Gene Ontology annotation, molecular function: metalloaminopeptidase activity. Gene Ontology annotation, biological process: proteolysis. The transcript has a single exon. Bases 1 to 1347 code for a protein of 448 amino acids.
AUGGGUUCGACCGAGAUUGCAAAUGGCAGCGAAAAGCUGGCAGAUAAGGUCGAGGAUCUGAAGAUUGAAGAGUCGACAAAGAAUGUGCCAAAGUCAGAACAGGCUGGAGAUGAAGAUGACGAUGACGAAGGUGACGACGAAGUAGCUGCAGAAGGCGGUGAAGAGGGUGCUGCCAAGAAAAAGAAGAAGAAGAAGAAGAAUAACAAGAAAAAGAAGAAGACUGCCGGUGGCAGUGGAGCAGUUCCUACCUCUCAAACAGAACCUCCUACUGUUGGAUUGUCUAAUUUGUUCAAAGAUAAUGUAUAUCCAGAGGGAGAGAUCGUCGAGUACAAAGACGAUAACCAUUACAGAACUACAUCAGAGGAAAAGAGAUAUCUCGAAAGAGCCAGUUUUGACGCAUUCAAUGAUCUCAGAAAGGCUGCCGAGGCACAUCGUCAAGUCAGACAAUACGCUCAAAAGACAAUUAAACCCGGCAUGACAAUGAUUGAGAUUGCUGAUCUAAUUGAAAAUGCUACUAGAGCUCUUACUGAGGGCAAUGGUGACAGUAAGAAAGCCGGACCGGGUUUCCCUACUGGUUUAUCAUUAAAUCAUGUGGCUGCUCAUUACACACCUAACAAGGGAGAUACUACAGUAUUGAAGUAUGAGGAUGUCAUGAAGGUCGAUAUCGGAGUCCAUGUUAACGGACGUAUUCUGGACUCUGCGUUUACACUGACAUUUGACGAUAAAUACGAUAACCUUCUUGCUGCUGUGAGAGAUGCUACUAAUACGGGAGUUCGUGAAGCCGGUAUCGAUGUACGACUUGGAGAUAUCGGAGCUGCUAUUCAAGAAGUCAUGGAGUCGUACGAAGUCGAACUCGACGGUAAGACUUUUCAAGUGAAGCCCAUCCGCAAUCUUAAUGGCCAUAAUAUCAAUCCAUUUGAGAUUCACGGCGGUAAAUCCGUGCCCAUUGUGAAGAGUCACGACCAAACCAAGAUGGAGGAGGGCGAGACUUUUGCUAUUGAGACUUUCGGAUCCACUGGUAAGGGAUACGUUCACGACGAAGGUGAAGUGUCUCACUACGCCAAACGGACCAAUAUUGGCCACGUUCCACUUCGUCUCAACAGCGCCAAGAACCUUCUCGCCGUCAUUGACAAGCAUUUUGGCACCCUGCCCUUCUGUCGCCGAUACCUCGAUCACGCCGGUGAAGAAAAGUAUCUCCUAGCAUUGAACAACCUCGUCAAGUCCGGCAUCGUCCAAGACUACCCACCCCUGGUGGACAUCCCCGGCUCCUACACCGCCCAAUACGAGCAUACAAUCCUUCUCCGACCCACCGUCAAGGAGGUGGUGUCACGGGGUGACGACUACUAA